AUGUCUUGCUUCUUUAGAAGAACCAUAGCUGCGAAGCUGGGCAGGACGCUGCAGCAGUCUGAGGAGGUGUUCCUGCCGGCUCUGACCGCCCUCCCCGCCAUGAAGAAACAGUUAAGUCUGACGUUGAUGCAGGGUGCGGACUUCAAACUAUCGCUCAGCGCGUUACGCGUCCAGGGGAUCCUCCCCCCUGGAGGAGACAUCCAGCAGCAGGCAGAAUCCCUGGCCUCCCAGCUGAAGCAGGACAGCGUGGUGGAGGAGAUCUCUGCUGGGCGUGGAGCCGUCCACUUCAAAGUGAACCGCAGGCUCCUCGCAGAGAAACUGUUGGAGCCUUUUGGAAAAGUGGGGGACGACACGUUUGGGUUAAAUAGCGAACUUCUAAAAACUCUGAAGAGAGGAACAACGUUGGUGGAGUAUAGCUCGCCAAAUAUCGCCAAAAAAUUCCACGCCGGACACCUGCGCUCUACGAUCAUUGGGAACUUCAUUGCUAAUCUGAAACAGUCCCUCGGAAACACCGUUAUCCGAAUGAACUACCUGGGAGACUGGGGAAUGCAGUUUGGUCUCCUCGGAGCUGGGUUUGGCCAGUUUGGAUGUGAGAAAAAACUACAAGAGAAUCCUUUACAGCAUUUGUUUGAGGUGUACGUUCAGGUGAACAAGGAAGCGGAGCGCGACGAGGCCACGAAGCAGGCGGCCAGGGACUUCUUCAGACGGCUGGAGCAGGGCGAGGGCCGCGCUGUGUCGCUAUGGCGACAGUUCCGAGAGAUCACCGUCCGGGAGUAUCGGCGCAUUUACGAGCGGUUGGGGGUCCACUUCGACGUUUACAGCGGGGAGUCGCUCCACCAAGACCAAGCCCAGCAGGUGGUGCGGGAGCUGCAGAGCCGGGGCCUCCUGAGAACCUCCGAGUACGGAAAGAAACACGCCCACACGCCACUGAGGGGCACGGGUGUUGUUGAUCUCUCUCCUGACGGAGACAUGAGCCGCGUCUGCACGCUGCUCCGCAGCGACGGCACCACGCUCUACAUCACCAGGUCUGAAGGAGUGCAGGCUCAGCCGUUUUCCGUUCUGAGAAAAGACUUUUCCUUUGGCCCUGCCGGCAUUUUUAUCCCGUCUCCCUCAGCCAGUGUUGUCUCACUGAGAGUUUCCUGUCGCAGGGACAUUGCUGCAGCUAUUGACCGGAGGGAAAAGCUCUGUUUUGACGAGAUGAUUUAUGUGACUGACAAAAGUCAAGAGGAUCACUUCAGCCAGUUGUUCCAAAUCCUGCUCACUAUGGGGCAUCCAUGGGCCGUCAGAUGUCGGCACGUGUCCUUCGGUCUGGUUCAGGGCAUGAAGACCAGGACCGGGGAGGUGGUGUUUCUGGAGGACGUGCUGGAUGAAGCCCGGGCGAGGAUGCUCCACAACAUGAGCCAGUCAAACACCACAAAGGAGUUGGAGAACCCCCAAGACACGGCAGAGAAAGUGGGGAUCAGCGCCCUAAUAGUCCAGGAUUUCAGAGGUCCCCUGCAGUCGGAUUAUAAGUUUGAGUGGGAGCGGAUGCUGCAGGCUCAGGGCGACACGGGCGUCUUCCUACAGUACACACACGCUCGACUCUGCAGUUUAAUGCGGAGGAAUGAGGGUGUGGAGGCAGCUCCGUUUGAGCCUUGGCUCCUGCGUGAGCAGACGGGCAUCACCAUCCUGCAGCACCUGCUCCGCUAUGAUGAGGUGUUGUAUCAGUCGGCCCAGGAUCUGCAGCCCAAACACCUGGUCAACUUUUUAUUGAAGCUGUGCCACUUCGUCGCCUCGGCUCACAGGGAGCUGCCAGUGAAAGGAAACCCACAGGAUGUUGCACGGGCACGAUUACAACUGUUCAGAGGAUCCUGUUCAGUCCUGGCCAAUGGGAUGAGGAUCCUGGGCAUCACACCCGUUAAUAAAAUGUGA
Messenger RNA from Menidia menidia (Atlantic silverside), 1911 nucleotides. Lineage: Eukaryota; Metazoa; Chordata; Actinopteri; Atheriniformes; Atherinopsidae. The record is from the annotation of a GenBank genome assembly.